This is a messenger RNA of Colletotrichum aenigma, 1035 nucleotides long. RefSeq names its product Tyrosinase-like protein orsC (gene orsC-5). Gene Ontology annotation, molecular function: oxidoreductase activity. The record is from RefSeq and is a predicted model, not a curated record. NCBI's taxonomy places the organism in Eukaryota, Fungi, Ascomycota, Sordariomycetes, Glomerellales, Glomerellaceae. The transcript has 8 exons. Bases 1 to 1035 code for a protein of 344 amino acids.
AUGAAGCCCCUCUCUGUCUUUGCACCACACCUUCUCGCUCUGGCGUCCGUUCGUGGCGUGGCGUCGGCCCCUUCCAACAACACUGGCCCAGCCUGCUGCAGGAACCCCUUGGUUAGGCAUGAGUGGCGACAACUCUCCCUCGAGCAGAGGCUCGACUAUAUCGGGGCGGUAAAAUGCUUGAUGUCUCUCCUAUCCGAAGGGAAUGAGCUAUGGCCUGGAGCAAGGUCACGAUACGAUGACUUCCAGGGUCUGCACAUCCGAGUCACCGAGCAAGUGCAUUUCAACGGCCCUUUCCUACCCUGGCAUCGAUGGUUGCUAUACCUCUUUGAGUCCGAAUUGCGAAACAAAUGCUCCUACCAGGGCGGUCUCCCGUAUUGGGACAUCAGUAUUGACAACACCGCGGAGAGUUUCGUCAACUCCCCUAUCUUCGAUAAAGUGUAUGGGUUCGGCGGGAACGGGCCGUAUAUCCAAGACCUCAGCGACCCUGAAGAGUUCCCUACUAAGACACCAACGGAAAUUCCCAACAGGACGGGGGGAGGAUGUGUGCAGGAGGGCCCAUUUGCGAACCUGACUGUCCCCAUGGGUCUUGGCGCUUCUGUCGAACACCAACCCCACUGCCUGAGACGUGACUUCAGCCCAACUCUGGUCGCUGCAGCGCUUGCCGACGAAGUCAUUGAUCGCGCUCUCUCAGCACCUAUUUACGAUGAGUUCAAUCAGCACAUUCAGGGUUAUAGUUUUGAGGCCAGCGGCAUAACCCUUCAUGCUGGGAUGCAUUUAGGCAUUGGGGGUCAAGUGGGCGAGAACGCAGACAUGUACUCCUCCCCUGGUGAUCCCAUCUUUUACUUCAUCCACAGCGCCCUGGACAAGAUCUGGAACGACUGGCAGCGCAUAGAUUGGCCUGCGCGCAAAACUGCCAUUGGCGGCCCAGACGCUAUGUUCGCCUACCCGUUCAACUUCUUUGGGGACGUGCCAUAUGAAAACAUCACCCUUCAAUACCCGCUGAGCUUCCCCAACUUUGGCAAGGACAUGGUGUAG